Molecule: messenger RNA, 1224 nt
Organism: Physella acuta
Lineage: Eukaryota; Metazoa; Mollusca; Gastropoda; Physidae
Product: thyrotropin-releasing hormone-degrading ectoenzyme
Biological process (GO): peptide catabolic process; proteolysis
Cellular component (GO): cytoplasm; membrane
Molecular function (GO): metalloaminopeptidase activity; peptide binding; zinc ion binding
Source: RefSeq, a predicted model, not a curated record
AUGAUUGUAUCUGCUAUAUUUAUAUUACUACACAGAUAUGGUUGCCGUUCCACAUUUUUCCUACGCUGCUAUGGAAAACUGGGGCCCUCAUCAUAUACAGGCAGAGGUUUUAUGCUUUACCAAGCCCGGGUCUCCACGGUGAAGACGAUGAAAAAUGUCGCCAUUAUCACAUCGCAUGAGUUGGCUCAUCAGUGGUUUGGUAACCUGGUGACCCCAGCUUGGUGGGAUGACCUCUGGCUGAAUGAGGGGUUCGCGACCUUCUUGGAGUUCCUGGGAGUUGAUCGCGUGCAUCCGGAGUGGAACAUUCUGGACACGAUGGUGGUCGAUGACAUCAUGAAAGCAUUAGUACAGGACGGCACACCGGCUUCUGUACCAUUGUUUUCUCAUGUCGCUUCUGUCAAAGAUUUGGACAAAAUUCCUUCAACUAUAACGUACCAAAAGGGUUGUGCGAUUAUCCGAAUGGUGGACUACAUCUUAGGUCGUGAUACUUUCAAGAAGGCUUUACAUACUUACCUGAAUCAGUAUCAGUAUGGCAGUGUGACCCAUGAUGACCUCUGGGAGGUGUUGUCACAGCAAGCCAGGCGAGACGGCAAAGACCUGGACGUCAAGGGGAUCAUGGACACGUGGAUCCUACAGAUGAACUACCCAGUGGUCACCGUACAACGCAGCAGCCACACAGCCGAUCAAGUUCUGGUGUCACAGAAGAGAUACCUGGAGGAUUACACUGCCGCGGACCCUGAGAUUUUUACCUCCCCUUAUGGCUACAAGUGGACCAUCCCACUAACCUUGACUUCUAGCCGUAAUCCUUACUUUAACCAAACAGACAGAGACAUCUUGUGGCUGCAUUGGACGAGCCGUCAAAGUGAAAUCACAAUCAGGGAUCUUCCAGAACUUUCUGAUCCCAACGCCUGGAUUCUGGCCAACGUCCAGAUGUACGGGUUCUACAGAGUCAACUACGCUGCCAGCAACUGGCUGGCUCUGUGUCGACAGCUGAUGGAGGACCACCUGGUUAUCCCAGCAGUCAACAGAGCCCAAAUAAUUCACGAUGCUUGGAGCCUGGUCAAAUCCGGUGACCUUGAGAUAUCGAUAGCCCUGAAGACGAUCGAGUACCUUCAUAAAGAACGUGAGUACGCGCCAUUGUUCGUGGCUCAGAGGGAGCUUGUCUACGUCAGGAAUAUGCUCAUCUUGACCCCAGUGUUUGGGGCUUUACACGUGAGUCUAUAA